Labrus bergylta (ballan wrasse) is the source of this 964-nucleotide messenger RNA. RefSeq names its product transcription factor HES-5-like. Gene Ontology annotation, biological process: regulation of transcription by RNA polymerase II; anterior/posterior pattern specification; regulation of neurogenesis. The record is from RefSeq and is a predicted model, not a curated record. Gene Ontology annotation, molecular function: DNA-binding transcription factor activity, RNA polymerase II-specific; RNA polymerase II cis-regulatory region sequence-specific DNA binding; protein dimerization activity. Gene Ontology annotation, cellular component: nucleus. NCBI's taxonomy places the organism in Eukaryota, Metazoa, Chordata, Actinopteri, Labriformes, Labridae.
AUAACAAAUAGAAGUUUCUUUCUUUAUUAAUAAUUGUGUUUUUAUUGCUGUGGGUGCAGCUGUGAGCUGAGUGUGUGUGGAGCAGAUAAAGUGAGCUGCAGUCAGAGAUCUUAUCUUUAUGUGUUUAGUGUCAGGAGCACAUCUGCAGCAGGAAGGUUCCCAGGUAAUAAAAGAGAGAGAGAGAGAGAGUGUGUCUAUUGUUGCCUCAGAGUGUGGGAAAGCUAAUGUUGCCUGGGCCUCAUGGCUUUGUGAUGCUAAUGUGUUCCUAUAAAUAGAGGAGGGGGCUCACUGUGCUCUCCACAGAAGCUCCUCUCUGCUCCUCCAUGGCUCCCUGCUCGUCCACACACUCUGCACUCUCCCUGCACUCCUCCAAAGACAGACACAAAAUGAGGAAACCUGUGGUGGAGAAGAUGCGCAGAGAUCGCAUCAACAGCUGCAUCGAGCAGCUCAAGGUGCUGCUGGAGAAGGAGUUCCACAAACAAGAUCCCAACGCCAAGCUGGAGAAGGCCGACGUGCUGGAGAUGACCGUGGCGUUCCUGAAGCAGCAGCUGCAGCCUCAGAGCCCGCAGAGCCACGGCUACUCCCGCUGCUGGAAGGAGACGCUCGCCUUCCUGUCCAAAGACUCCCUGAAGGACGCCACGCUGCCUCACCUCGUCCACAGAGACGGCCGGGACAUCAGCUCCUCCCACGGACACAUCCAGGCUGCAGAGAAGCAGCUGACAGGCCCGCACGGCGCCGUGUGGAGGCCAUGGUAGAAGAAGAAGAAGAAGAAGAAGAAGAAGAAGAAGAAGAAGAAGAAGAAGAAGAAGAAGAAGAAGAAGAAGAAGAAGGACUUUCUUCAUCAUUUAUCUGACGGACAUUUUCACCUUCUUUAUUUUGAAAAGAAAGAGGAAGUGACAUCAUGUUUCUUCAUAUUGAAGUUUCAGUGUGUGUGCUCUGUUGAUGCACCGUGAUGUGUGUCAGG